AGAACUAAUUUGCAUAUUAUGCUUUUUUACAGAGCAGCUUAAGGGUCUUUCAUGUGACAAAUCUCAAAGCAUUCUGUUUUAAUUACUCAAUUGUUUUCAAGAUAACUUUUGAUGUGAUGGUUGUUUGACUUAUUGAUAAUGGCAUAAUGGCAUUUGUCAAGAAUUUGCAGCUGUCACAGUUCCUGCAGCUGAGACUAAAUUAUAAAUAUUGUUUAAAUUUCACAGUUUUUUCUGAUAAUUUGUUGUGCAAAUCAAUGAAGCUAAAUUCAAUCCAUUGCCAUAGCAUCUGUAAUGUUUUAAAUCUAAACCAUUGUUAUGGCUGUCAAAAAGUACCAAAAAAUUUGUAUUACACUCGUACACUUCUCAAUUCAUUCCAUCACAUUACUGAAAAACAUUUUAUAAGUAACUGCUGUAAUCUUCAUGCUUCACAUGUGCCAGUAAUAAAUCAGAAAUUUAUCAAUUUUAACUAUGGAAUACUAAGGAAAGGGCUGGAGCAAGAAGAAGGUUGUGCCAAGUUCCAUACAGAUGAAGACCGGACUAUUGUUACCUUUUUGAACAGAGAAGAAUCGGCUCCACUUAUGGUUAACAGCUAUAGUCAGAGAGGGUUCCGUUUGAACAAUGGCCUGGCCGUGGUGGGCGCCAUCGCUCUGUUCCCCAAGUCAUUACUGAGCUGGAACGUAACAUCUGCAGCAAAAAUUAAUCGGGAAUCUCUAUCACUUUUCUAUAUGCUUGCUCCUAAAAUUGAUCUCCUCGUGUUGGGCGUUGGUGACAGAGGCAGCAAGUUUGACCUUUCCCUGUUACCCUUCAUGAGCAAAAAAGGAAUAUCAUUAGAGGUUCUACCGACAGAGAAGGCCGUCUCAACAUACAACUUCCUGGUCGAAGAAGGUCGCUGCGUUGCCGGCGCAUUUGUGCCGCCACAGACCAUCGUCUCGCCUUACGCUGAUCACGCGGCAGCCCUGAUGAGGAGAAAGGAGAUGUUCCAGCAAACUCUCCCCGAUGAAUUUAUUUAAGGUCAUCAGCUCCUGUCUUCUAAUAGUAUUUUUUUGUGAAAAUUCUAGAAUGAUUAAUUCCUGUUCAUGCCUUUAAUCCGGCCUGCAGCUUAUUAUGUAAAAUAUUUAUUUAUGGUUCAAAAUCUCCGUUGUGUAUUCUUGCUCUGGAAUGAGGUCAACGCCACAAGGCCUGUAGGAAUGCCAUGGUUGUUAGCAACCUAUUUAUUUUUACUCCAUAAUUAUGCAAUGGACUUGUGGUUGGUAAUGUAAUAAUUUUUUACACCGUAAUCUGCUGGAUAUCAAGAGUUUCAUGCGGUGAUUAAAAUAAAAAAUUUACCAUCAUAAAUUUAGAUGGAGAUUUUGAGUGUAACUCACUCCUCACGGCCGUCAAUUUCUUUUUCAAUCUUAUAUGACGUUGCUCAAUUGGAAUUUGCUUGUUUGAAUGGAAUUGACUGAUAGUGUGAAUAUUGGAAUAAAUUCAAAGAUUUUG
Messenger RNA from Hyalella azteca, 1479 nucleotides. RefSeq lists its product as uncharacterized. NCBI's taxonomy places the organism in Eukaryota, Metazoa, Arthropoda, Malacostraca, Amphipoda, Hyalellidae. The transcript is spliced from 4 exons. Gene Ontology annotation, cellular component: mitochondrial inner membrane. The record is from RefSeq and is a predicted model, not a curated record. Bases 147 to 1010 code for a protein of 287 amino acids. Gene Ontology annotation, biological process: mitochondrial respiratory chain complex I assembly.